This is a messenger RNA of Schistosoma rodhaini, 2906 nucleotides long. Lineage: Eukaryota; Metazoa; Platyhelminthes; Trematoda; Strigeidida; Schistosomatidae. The record is from the annotation of a GenBank genome assembly.
GUUGAGGCGUUGCAGCAUACUUAGUUCCCACAUUCCUGGCGGUUUUUCAAUUGGAUGGCUACAGUGAAGGCCGUUCGAACUAAAAAGGGUAAAAUAGAGCUAGAUGUUGAAAGAUACCGGUCUGAGGGUUCUUGGAAUAAGGCCUUAGAAGUAAUACUGGCUCAUGGCUCCGAUCGCUCCUCGUCUCUCCAUAUGUUAAAUCAACUAAUACUUUGUGAGAAUGAGCUAGAAUUUAACGAUCAAGGUGAAUUACCAUUAGAAAGUUUGUCAAAAGCAAAGAGGUAUGCGGAAGAAGUUAUGAAUGGAAAUGACGAGCAAUAUAAAUUUGAGGCAUCUGUCCUUCUUGGGAAAAUAUACUAUCUACAGGGAAAUAAUGAAAAAGCUCUAAAACUUUUAAGUUCUCUAAACUUGUUAUCCGCCAAAAUGGAUCCUAUUACACUGCGUUUCAAUCGCAUCGUAAGUGAGGGUUUGGCUGUUUUGGGUUUGUGCAAAGAAGAACAGUUAAAUCUGAAAAGCCCACCCGAUAUAUCAAAAGAGAAAGACAAUAUUAUUGUUUCAUUCAACUUGGCUUGUCACAUGUGUAUAAAACAUCUUCAGGAAUUAGAUCGAACUCAACCAGAGCAUACCAAUUUGUCUGUCAGUGUACCACCGAUUGUAGAAAAAGUCAUACAAAAGAUUCCGGAAAUUCUGAUUAACAAGGGUGACAUACCUGGUGCUAUUUCGAAAUAUCGAACAAUUCUUGGGUACUGUGAGUUGCCUGCUACGAGGUCUCUCAGACGAGCUUUAUCUUUACGGUUUUCUGAACUGCUGUUACGGAGUGUAUGCACAAAAACAUAUCACAAGUAUAAUACAUCGAUGGAUCAAGAUUCGUUAACAGAUAAGGAUGCACAACUUAUUCCAUAUCGAUAUCCUACAAAUAGAUAUAUUCCAGACAAUCGAAUAGAAGAAGCAAUUUUUUCGUUAAUGAUUUCUGAGCAUAUAGCUAGUCAAGAUGUUAUACUUAAUCGACCAUCGGAAUUAUCUGAACCACAAAUAGUUCGAUCAUUUAAUAAUGCAGCUGCUGUCUACGACUUACUUGCCAUCCUUCUUACUAAAGUUAAACAUUUCAAAUUUCUUUCUAAAUGUCUUGAAAAAGCACUCAAGUUUUCUUAUCAUCAAUUUCAUAUCUGGUAUCAAUUCGCUUUAUCAUUAAUCAGUUCUAAACAGUAUUAUCGUGGUUAUUUGGCUCUACGUGAAUGUUUACGAAUUGAUAAUUCUAAAACAUCUGUUUAUCUAUUCGCUAGUUCAUUAUGUUUGGGUCAUUUAAAUUUAAUUGAAGAAGGCAUGGAAUUAGCUUCACAGGCAGUAGAGGUUUCUGCACAGUCUGAAACAGCCUUUAUGGCUCGUGCUCAUUUACUAGUUGGUUGGGGUUGGUCUAUAUUAGCCAGGUCAUGUUGUGUUGUGGAUAAAAAAAGCGAAUUGCGUAAUCGUGCUGUAAAAGAGUAUAGAAUUGCUAUUCAACUAGAUCCCGAUGAUUAUUUAGGAUGGUAUCAUUUAGCUGUUGAAUUAGCUACACAACGUCAUCUGGACGAAGCCUUGUCAGUUUGUCAACAAAGUUUACAAUUAAUGCCAAUACAUUCCAAUACAUUGUAUUUAUUAGCAUUAUUGCAUACUGCUGGAGGGAAACGUUUAGAUCAAGCUGCAAAAGCGUUAUAUGUUGGUUUAAGUGAUAGACCAAAUGAUUUUAAUUUAUUGUUUUUAUUAGCUAAAAUUGAAGAAGCUAGAAUUAAUCCUAAAGCUGGUUUAAAAAUCUAUCGUCAAUUGUUAAAAGUAUGGCGUGAUACAUUCUCGUUAGGUUCUAAUUCCAAGUUUUUUCUUUUACAUCAGUGUAUACCUAUAUGGACAAUAUUUGAGCGAACAAUUGUUUUCAAUAACUUCAUCAUCAGGCUCUACAGUUAUAAGUCCAUAAUUAUAAUAUAAUAAUACCUAUAUAUUGAUAGAAUCUAAGAUAGAUUUUCUGUUGAACAUAUUUGGCAAUGAAUUUAUAAACUCAUUAUAACAAAAAACUAUGAAUACAAAAUAGUACGUUUUAUGAUAUACCAGUCAAACUAAAAGUAUCUUUAUUAAACUCACAAAAGUAAUUCCUACGCAGUGUGAUCGCGAUAGAAUAAAGCUGUGAAGUGAUUGGUUACAAAUAUAUCGACUGGUUUGCAGUGGUUGUUUAAUAGUUAGACCACUGGACUUUCAAUUUGGCAACUGGUUAGUUUCACUCGUUCUCAAAUUUAAAACGUGUCUUAUCUGAGUACAAUAAUCUAAGAGUCUUAAACGUAUUGAAUCACUAGAUUGUAUUAUAUGGAAAUAUUGUUCCAUAUAAUUCCAUCUAUUCAUCGUAGUACACAGUGAUACAAUAUAAUUAGUUAGAUGAUAUAUCAAAUAUCUAUGUGAUUUCUCACAAUUAUACCGUCUUCACGAUCAAUAUAUGUUUGUGACAAAUCCUAGAUUUUUAAUAUUUGUCUGUCGACUAAGAAAACUCGUUUGAGAGUUCUCAUGGUUAAUAGUAGUCUGUAUUUCGAGUCAAUUACAUAUAACUAAAAACACGAAGUUCAGCGAAGGGAUCUCUUCAACGAAUUUAUUAUCAAGCUGUACAAUCGUAUAUAUAUGAGAGCUUUUUGUUACAGUGCUAAUUCCUUGAGGAAAUGUGAACACUAAUAACCAAGAUUAUAAUACUAGAUUACUUAAUACGAGUAGUAACAAUAGAUUUAGUGAAUAUAAUAAGAUGAUUAAAAUGGAUAAAAUGUUUUUGUUACAUUAAUUAAAGGUCAUAGAGGUGUAAAAAUAAAUGCGGUGAUAUGAUGAGUAUUCAUGAAUAAAAUAAUGAGAAUAUAAGACAUAAUUUUAAAUGGAAGCAAAGAUGGAUAGUGGCUAGC